AUGGUCACAUGUUGUUCCCAUCUAUGGUGACAUUUCUAGAAAAUGAUUUUAUUCACGUAUUACUCACUUGUUACUUCCCACUUCUGGAUUUUGGUGGUCAAUGGUCACAGUGACCCAGUGUUCGUCCCAUUCUUGUAAAUUUGACUGGUUGGCAGAGGCAUACAACUGUUAAGUGGUAAUUCUAGUUCAAGCGUAUUUACGGGAAUUUUCCAGAGUUUGCAACCACAUUAUGUAGCUGAACUGUGGAAUGUUGGCCAUGUAUAAGGGGAGAUACUGGUCUCUAUUGGAAUACAUUCCCACUGGCAGCCUGUCCACUGUACCCUGCUUUUCUCCCACUGCAUGCUGGGAUGUGCUCCAGCUCCCUUUUUUCAAGAAGAUAUUUUGACUUGUGACAGAAAAUAUACCCAGGUCAUCAAUUGGCUGCAUAGCCUGGUCUUGUUUUUCCAACUGCACUCACCCCCAUACCUCCACUUCAAGCUUCUUCUGCUGUUAGUACCUCAUAAAAGCAUGCUAUCAGAAUGCAUAGUUUCCAUGAUCACCGCUUUUCUUCCACCUCUUGCUUUUUAUCCCUUCAUCCCUCCAUUCUGCACUCUUCCUACCAGUCAUGUCUCUGUUUGCUUCUGCUUUUUUCUACCUUAUUUGUCCAACAGCUGUGCUCUGUCUUCGUCUGCCUCUGUCUCUCAGCCUCAUCCUUAUUUACAAAGACGUAUAUUUUCCACAUCUUGCUUCAUGCACUCAACAGUCGAAUGAUGUCUUUGGUAUAUGUGUGAAAGGCUCAUUGUUACAUUCAACAAAGGAUUUUUGUCUCUUUGUUAACGCAACAGAAAUGUGCUCAUUGGUGAUGUCAUUUUUUUCCAGUCACAAUUUCUCCCUCUCUACAUGUACACAUAUGCACACACAUUGGCUUUCUUUCUGUUUGAUUAGUCAGCAGUCGCUAGUAUCCGUCAGUAGAACAAUAUGACGGGGAAACAAACAGGUCACCCCUCCCUCUUCCACAGUCGACUGGUUUGCAGUGAAUGAGCAAAUGAAUGAGACUAGUAUGAGGAGAGGGAGGGGACUGUGUAAUGCGUCAUCGGCUGGCAGGGGCUCAUUUAAGCAGCUGUAGAGCAGAGGGAUAGGGUGAGCUCUGAAGAGACUGAAUGACAUUUUCAGAUCUCCACACCCAAAAAUCUGGAAAAUUCCUUCAGCUUGCAGGAUGCUGCGGAGCUAUUCCACCGAAACCAAUUGAGGGAGGCAGGAAAAGUCUGAAUAUUAAUGGAGUGUUGCAGCAGCUGAUCAGCAGAAACUGAUCAGAUAACCUUGGAAUGUGGGUUAGGAGGUGCUGACUAAGGUCACUUUAAUAUAGGGUAGUGUAUCUCUAACAUUGUGGCCCAGUUCACUGUGAAGAUAAAAGAAGGUCCACGUGUACAGAGCCAGAGCUGGAAAAAAGCCAAACUGUUUCCUGUCUGGGAGCAUCUGUUGUUUCCUGCUCACCUAUCAUCCUGGGGAAGGCAACGCUUCUCCGACCCUCCCGAUUCCCCCCUUCCUCAUCUUUAUCAUCAUCAUCAUCGUCCUCGCCACCGUUAAAGUCUGUUUCAGCAUCCAGUCGUGCCCUGACUUCAGGUAUCAGGUGGAAAAGGUUUUGGCUCUCGGGAUCGCCCAUCAUGCACAUCAAGACCACCAAGAGUAACCACUACUGCCUGGUCGCCUCAGUGACUAACCAGGAAGUGUUCAACCAUCCUGAGGCACAGGCUACCUUUGAGGCCUUGUUCCAUUCUUUUGACCCAGAAGUACAGUUUCAGUACUUCAAGUCUUUCCGGCGGGUCAGGAUCAGUUUCAGUGAUGCUGUGGCUGCUGCUGAGGCACGACUGCGACUGAAUAAGACUGACUUUGGUGGCAAAGAGAUAAGACUCUACUUUGCCCAGUCUGUUCACAUAGGGAGUCCUAGGCUGGAGCCUCCCAAGCCAGAGAAGCAGUUCCUGAUCUCCCCCCCUGCAUCCCCUCCAGUUGGCUGGGAACAGUCUCAGGACGCUACACCAGUCAUCAACUAUGACCUGCUGUGUGCUAUCUCAAAACUAGCACCAGGGGAGAAGUAUGAACUCCACACUGCCACACCCACCACCCCCAGUGUAGUCAUCCAUGUCUGCGAGGAUGAGCGCAGUGACAGCUUCGCCCCCGACAACAGCGAUCAUGACGACAAGCCCCACUCCCCGCGGCCGAAAAUCAUUCAGACGCGACGUCCUGACUACACCCCAGGGGUCAAGCAGUGAGCGACAACAAGCUGCAACAUCUUACCCUGAAGAGAAUGGUCAAGAGCUGAGUAGCUCGCAUACCUUUGAAUGUCUGGGGACUUUGGAAAGGUGCCUGCCAUGUCCUGUACACAAGGGUUUCAUAGACAGAGGAAGAAAACAUUGUCAAAUACUGCAUUCAUGUCCCAUGGGAAAAAUGGGAGAUGUGUUUAAGAUACCAAGAGACUCUGGAGAUUUGGUUUGCAGUGAUAUUUUGUACGACUAACUUGAUGAUUUGUGAGAGAAAGUCUGUUUAAGGUGAUCCGAGUAAUUAGAUGUUUUUCCCCGCCGGCAUGAAUGCAGCAUCAUUCUGACGAGCCAUGUUUGUGUUUUCCUCAUGUAGAGUUUGGAAUUUAACGGACAGUCUGAAAAGGGAAACAAAACAUGUAAUGGAUUUAUUUUAAACAUGGGUUUCUGACUGUUGGGUUUUUCUAGGGUGCUAUAUAUUUAUGUUAGUCAGCUGUGGAUGUUGAAGAGCUACUACUCAACUGCUGGCAUGUGCUUUUUCUGAUCCCAUUUGUGUGGUCAUUACUGUAAUGUUUGUCUCAUCUUCUGUUGUCUCAGAAAGCACCUUAUAGACAUUUUAUAGACAGGCUUUGGUAUGUAUGGCUUACAUUAAAAAUUAUGUGAAGGAAAUCCUGUUUAUUUAUGUAAAGUUAAUUAACCUCUUCACUAGCUUCCUUGGUUAACCUAACUUAGCUAAUUCAGUACGUUCGUUACGUUAGCAUUUUCUUGUGAAACAGGUCACAUUCUGCUAUCUGUGUUGUUACCAUUCACAAGAAUUACUCAAAGUUGGAGCCUAUUUCAAGUAUUAUUUUUGGAGGCUAACCUUAUCGAUAGCUGUAACAACCGUCCUGAAUUGGCAGUACAGAGAAAUGUCCAAUCAGGUGUUUGAUUAGCUUGGUGACACAAAGGUUCGUCCAAACACUGACUGUUGAUUGACAGGUCAUUCCUGUUGCCAGCUUACGUUUCAUUUUGAGAUCAAGUUACCUUUCUGUUAUUUUUCAGUGCAUAUAACUCACUGAUGUCUCCUUUUUACAGUGGGUCAUCUUAGGCUCUGCAAAAACAUUUAGAACUGCACCUAAGCCUUUCUGUGAUAGGGAAAGCCCCACUUGGAGGUUAAAAAAAUACAGGGCUAUCUUUAGCUCAUAGUCUGGCUAAACAGUGUUCUCAAAAAUGUUUUGUGGGAAAAUACAAUGGUAGCACUGUUACUUAACUUAUGACUCAGGGCCACUUCUAGUGGGUCCCCAUUCAGUAAAAGUGCUUGUAUGUUUUAAGGAGAUUUGUGUGUUAUCUGUCAUUAAUGUCUUGCUGUAUACAUACAAAGGUUUUUAGCAUGUGUAAUGAUUGUACAUAGGAAAAUAUGCACCACAAGCAUGUGUAUGUGUGGCUGACUGUUAGGUUUGUUCAGAGAGGUGUUAACCGUUUCCCAUUAGCAGUGGAGCUGCCAGCCUGCUGCACACACUGUUGAACUGUUCUCUUCAGUGUUACUUCACAGGUAGGUCUGUGCUGUGCAAGCAUGUCACACAGUAGAUCCUAAAAAUGCUCAUCACCAGUAUAAUGCAGUGUUGUUAGACAACUUUUUUUUUUUAUAUAUGUAGGUGGAAACACACCUCAGAAGGUUAUAGGAAUCCCCAGUGUUAACAUUUUUGUCCAUUAUUAAAUGUAUUCUGCAAAUUGCCUUUAGCUUUUCUACUAUAUUCUCACCAUCUGUUGCUUAAUGACAUUCAAGCUAGGUCUUAAUAGUCUGAGAGUCACCUCAACAAAAUAUUGGGUAUAAAAAUGGAAAGACCUGCCUCCUCACAUUCACAAAACAGUUUGUCAAAUUUCUCUGUGUCCUAUGAAUUUGGAGCUGAACAAAACUUAAAACUGGUUGACUGGAUUGCCAACUGCCCUGGGUUUUCCUAGAUACACGGGGCCAAAGGCUCCAGGUUCACUGUUUGCUAAUUGAUUUGUGGUAAUUUAAUAAACUGGAAAUGUGCUUA
Molecule: messenger RNA, 4252 nt
Organism: Monopterus albus (swamp eel)
Lineage: Eukaryota; Metazoa; Chordata; Actinopteri; Synbranchiformes; Synbranchidae
Gene: rcan1b
Product: regulator of calcineurin 1b
Exons: 4
Coding region: 1644-2249 (201 amino acids)
Biological process (GO): calcium-mediated signaling
Cellular component (GO): nucleus; cytoplasm
Molecular function (GO): nucleic acid binding; calcium-dependent protein serine/threonine phosphatase regulator activity
Source: RefSeq, a predicted model, not a curated record